AUGAAUGGAGGCAACCAGAGUGAGGACUCUGAAUUCCUACUCAUAGGGCUCUCGGAGGUUCCUGAGCAGCAACAGAUCCUGUUUUGGGCAUUCUUGUCCAUGUACCUGGUCACAGUGGUGGGAAAUGUGCUCAUCAUCCUGGCCAUCAGCUCUGACUCUCACCUACACACUCCCAUGUACUUCUUCCUGGUCAAUCUCUCUUUCACUGACCUCUUCUUUGUCACCAACACAAUCCCCAAGAUGCUGGUGAACCUUCAGUCCCUGAACAAAGCCAUCUCCUAUGCAGGGUGCCUGACCCAGCUAUACUUUCUGGUCUCCUUGGUGGCCCUGGACAAUCUCAUCCUGGCUGUGAUGGCAUACGACCGCUAUGUGGCCAUCUGCCGCCCCCUCCACUACACAACAGCCAUGAGCCCUAAGCUCUGUAUCUUGCUCCUCAUCUUGUGUUGGGCCCUGUCUAUCUUCUAUGGUCUCAUUCACACUGCUCUCAUGACCAGAGUGACAUUCUGUGGGUCUCUCAAGAUCCACUACAUCUUCUGUGAGAUGUACGUCCUGCUCAGGCUUGCAUGUUCUGACACCCAGAUCAAUCACACAGCGCUAAUUGCCACAGGCUGCCUCAUCUUCCUCACUCCAUUUGGGUUCAUGAUCAUAUCCUAUGUCUGUAUUGUCAGAGCCAUUCUCAGGAUACCUUCAGCUUCUAACAAGUACAAAGCAUUCUCUACCUGUGCUUCACAUUUGGCUGUGGUUUCCCUCUUCUAUGGUACACUUUGCAUGGUAUACCUGCAGCCCCUCCAUACCUACUCCCUCAAGGAUUCAAUAGCAACAGUGAUGUAUGCUGUGGUGACUCCCAUGAUGAACCCUUUUAUCUAUAGUCUGAGAAACAAGGACAUGCAUGGUGCUCUGGGAAGACUCCUAAGAAAACCCUUUCAGAGGUAA
Messenger RNA from Octodon degus (degu), 933 nucleotides. RefSeq names its product olfactory receptor 1D2. Gene Ontology annotation, biological process: G protein-coupled receptor signaling pathway. Gene Ontology annotation, molecular function: olfactory receptor activity; G protein-coupled receptor activity. Bases 1 to 933 code for a protein of 310 amino acids. The transcript has a single exon. The record is from RefSeq and is a predicted model, not a curated record. Gene Ontology annotation, cellular component: membrane. Lineage: Eukaryota; Metazoa; Chordata; Mammalia; Rodentia; Octodontidae.